CAUUACAAAUCUUGAUGAAUUACAUCAUAUUUUGCAUCACCUCCGAGAUCAUUAUAACUCAUCUUUGUUCUUGUUUCCUUAAUUUGGUGUUGCGUCGUAAUGUGUCCGUCGGAUAUGGAAAUUGUCUCGUGGGCAUGUCUGGAUAGCGGACAGCACGCGCACGCCUGUAUUACAGGCAUCUGGGUUACGCGUCAGACGGUUACCGGCUUUCGUGUAAUCUUCGUUAAAUGCAAUCCAGUUGAGCUGCAGUCUGGGGUUUCUGAUCAGGCUAUUAACGCAUCCUACCAGUUAAAGGGGCGGAGGGGCUCGCGCGCACUCAACGCGACUGAAACGUUAAGCCGUCGCUGGGAAACGCAUGCUGUCCUCUCUGGAAAGUUCUGUGGAGCGCAGAAUGCCUCCGUUAGAACAUGCAUUAUCAAGAGAGCCACUAUGGAGCUGUACAACAAAGACACAUUUUCUGAGGAUAUCCUGCCUGUUGUCAUUGUUGGUAAUGGCCCAUCAGGGAUUUGCCUCUCUUAUUUGCUGUCAGGAUACACGCCUUACCUUUCCCCCGACGGCGUCCAUCCCAACCCAAUUUUGCAUAACAAACUGACAGAGAACCCUCAUCUGCCUUUGCUUGACCAGGAUCUGGAGUACCUGUGUGAGGGUGUAGAGGGCCGUUCGUCAAACCCUGUGGCUGUGCUCUUCGAUGCCCUCCUCCUUCCAGAUGGCGACUUUGGGGUGGAUUGCGCUUCCCCGCUGAUAUGGCGUCACGAGCCGGAAAGGGCCACUCCCCAUCUUGUACUGGGGAAGGGACCACCUGGAGGGGCCUGGCAUGCGAUGGAGGGCUCAAUGUUGACUCUCAGCCUGGCUAACUGGAUGGAACUUCCUGGUUUGAAGCUGAAGGACUGGAUGAGAGAUAAACGACGAAAUUUACGUAAUGACCGGGCCACACCAGCUGAGAUUGCGUCCUACUACCAGCACUAUGUGACUAAAAUGGGUCUGGAGAGGAGCUUUGCUUGCGGCACCACCGUAACCUCAGUCUCCCGGGUUUCCCUUGAACCCGACUGCUCCGUUUGGAAGAUCCAAGGCCUCCAGAGAAGAGCAAAUGGUGGUGAAGAAAAGGAAGUAAUCGAAGUCCCAUUCACUGUGUAUGCAGAGAAUGUGGUGCUUGCCACAGGAACCCAUGACAUCCCAGCCCGUCUUGGCGUGGAAGGCGAAAACCUUCCUUUCGUGUGCCACAGCUUCUGGGAGCUGGAGGCCGCCAUUUCCUCAGGCCGUUUGGACGGCGCCUCAGAGCCAGUUCUUGUGGUUGGUGCUGGCUUGACGGCGGCAGACGCCGUUCUCGCGGCUCACCACUUGAACACACCCGUAUAUCACGCCUUUAGGCGAUCUGUGACUGAUCCGGCACUCAUCUUCAACCAACUGCCCAAACUCCUCUACCCUGAGUACCACAAAGUGCACCAAAUGAUGAGCCAACAGCAACACAAACUGAGUGAGACAGUGGUUAAUCUGUCCAACCAACCUGCUGAGAGCACCAACUCGUACACCUGUUACCCUGGUUACCUCAGUUACCCAAAGCACCGUGUGGUUGCCUUCAGACCUGAUGGCAAGUGUGUGCUAGAGGAUGAGGAAGGGCUACAAACGGUGCUACAAGUCUCAAUGGCACUCAUUUUGAUUGGUGCCCAUCCCAACCUGUCAUUCCUUCCAGAACAUGGUCGCCCACUGGCGUUGGAUUCCAAAGAGUCAAUCAGCUGUCGUAGGAACCCGUUAGACGUGGAUCCGUACACGUAUGAGAGCGUGAAGGAGCCAGGGAUGUAUGCCAUGGGUCCACUGGUGGGUGAGAACUUUGUGCGGUUCCUGAAAGGCGGAGCUUUGGCCAUUGCAUGUGACAUCGCCCGUAAACGAAGUACAAAACGACAAAGUGCGACAGAAAAUGGCACAACCAGCUCAUUGAAUAUUCAGCUGACCAACUGCACCUUGGAAGCAUGAAAAGACAUAGACUUGAAAAGAGAUUUUUCUAUAUAGCUAUCUGGUACUUCCAAAAUCAUUCAGAAAUGCUCAGUGGUUCUGCUCCGAUUGACGUGAAGGAACCAGUAGCUGAACGGUUCAAGGCCGUUCCCACAUCCCACUGCAAGUGCUUGCAUGCAGACUGCGAAUGCACUGACACAGAUUUGUGUAGUUAAUGGCUAACUAACCAGGCCUAAACAUUAAUCCGAGUCCACGCACACCGGGUGCUUUAACUUCAGGGAUUCAUUUGUGCAUGGCUGCUCAUUUGAAACACUACUCUUGUUCUCACGGCAAUCUUGUUCUGUUGUGCCAAAUUAAUGUUUGUAAUUACCGUGUUUUCAAAUCUAACAUUUUCUUCGUGUAAAGAAAACGCAAAACUAUUCUUUGCCAAGCAAAUGCUGCGCUUGUAUCAAUGUUGGUACUGAUGCUCUUAUUGUCUUCUUCAUUGAUGAAUGUAGAAACCUUGGUGGACCUAAAAAAAUAAGAAAGAUCCUUGUAACAUUUUAAAUUUUUGUCUUCCGUACAUUGCCUUCCCAAGUAAAGCAUACCCCUGUAGUGAGUCCGUUGGUUAUUCCAGCAAACCUGACUUGACUGUCUAGUUUUAAGGCUCUAAGAUUUUCUUGUUUCAUGCUGCUGUUGCUAACUAAAAGCCAAACCUCAGUGAGGUCAGGCUGCACUUACAAAACUGACCACGAGAGGGCCUUUGCACACCGCGACUAAAGCCAGCGACAUUGCAUCAGACAUAAUGAUCCUUCAUGACAUUAUUUGAAUCAAGGAUGUAUCCAACAUAAGCUUAUUUAUGACUGAUAUGGGCCAAAUGUAACUUUGCCUAUGAGAUUGACACAUUAACUGUACUUUUUAGAUAAAAUGCAUAUCUAGUUCAUUUUAAGAAAACGAUUCUACACUGAACAUUGCAACAUUUGUUUUAUCUUAAAAACUAAUUGUACUGUAUUUGCCUAUAAGUUAUGAUCCCUGGCAGCUCUGAUUAAACAUGUUUGUAAAUAUGGUUUGUACUCUUUGGAAAGGAAAAAAAUACAAACAAAAAUUGUAUAUUUUAUGUACAUUGAUUCUUGCAGUCAAACACUUCAAAUAAAAUAAAUGGAGUCUGACAACGCAA
This is a messenger RNA of Megalobrama amblycephala (Wuchang bream), 3106 nucleotides long. It is a transcript of the gene osgn1, whose product is annotated as oxidative stress induced growth inhibitor 1. The record is from RefSeq and is a predicted model, not a curated record. The transcript is spliced from 6 exons. Gene Ontology annotation, molecular function: oxidoreductase activity. NCBI's taxonomy places the organism in Eukaryota, Metazoa, Chordata, Actinopteri, Cypriniformes, Xenocyprididae. Bases 100 to 1971 code for a protein of 623 amino acids.